Messenger RNA from Colletotrichum gloeosporioides, 462 nucleotides. RefSeq lists its product as uncharacterized. The record is from RefSeq and is a predicted model, not a curated record. The transcript has 2 exons. NCBI's taxonomy places the organism in Eukaryota, Fungi, Ascomycota, Sordariomycetes, Glomerellales, Glomerellaceae. Bases 1 to 462 code for a protein of 153 amino acids.
AUGCUCGACAAGUACAUUACUGCCUGUCAUUCCCUUGUCGUCUGUCGCCCCGACGUCGGAACAGACUGCAACCUGGCCUUUGAGGGGCCUGUCAUCACCCCGCGCGACAAAUGUACCCACUUGUUUGAGAAUUGCUCUUUCUUAUCUGGUCUAGGAACCAGAUUCCCGAAGCGCAAGAUCAGCGAUAAGAAAGUCCUCGAGGACCUUCUGUAUGAUAGCGCGGACCCGGUUGGAACUGUCAUGAGUGAGCUACAGAUUGUGGAAGAAGUCAAACGCGCGUUCGGUCUAGAUGACGGCAUGAUAUUCGAGAAACCCCCACAUGCGAUCUGCGACACCACCGAAGACGUAGUCCGCCACGGGAACCCAUCGACACCGCCCUCGACACCACGCCACACCCCACUCGACCUGAUGCAGUUGCGAGCCGAUCAGACCUGCAUCUCCAUUGCAUCUGCCGAUCCAUAA